This is a messenger RNA of Penaeus monodon (black tiger shrimp), 5440 nucleotides long. Its product is annotated as ubiquitin carboxyl-terminal hydrolase 31-like. Lineage: Eukaryota; Metazoa; Arthropoda; Malacostraca; Decapoda; Penaeidae. Gene Ontology annotation, molecular function: cysteine-type deubiquitinase activity. Gene Ontology annotation, biological process: protein deubiquitination. The record is from RefSeq and is a predicted model, not a curated record. The transcript has 14 exons. The coding region runs from base 1 to 3819 and encodes 1272 amino acids.
AUGACUGUUUCUACUGCUACGACGGCUACGACUGCGAGUGGGAUGGUUGCUGUUACUAGGGCUAGUACUAGUAACAGCGACCAUCACAUCACAACCAUCUCUAGGACUAGUACUAGAGAAAAAUGUGGGUGGUUCAUUGUGCUACUGUACGCCCUUCAGUUCAUUGUUUCUUGUUUUCUGUUUCGUCUUUUAUUGACUCCCGCAUUUUCUUUGCAGAAUACUUACGGGCGGCCGGACGAAGUCGUGGCUGCGGAGACGCUGGCCAACCACCUCAGAUGUAAUAGCAGUUUUAUACACGAAAUUUUCCAGGCUCAAUUCCGCUCCUCGCUGAAGUGUCCGCACUGCAACAAGGAGUCCAACACCUUCGACCCGUUCCUGUGCGUGUCCAUCCCGAUCCCGCAGAGGGAGGUGCAGGCCAUCUUCGCCACCGUCGUCUACCUCAACCAGCAGCCUAAGCAGGUCCAGCUAGGCGUAAGCAUAGAAGCCAACGCAACGAUCCGGGAGCUGAGGAAACAGCUGUCGGAGGACUGUGGGAUCUCGGCGGAGAGCCUCAUCCUGACGGAGGUAGACGGCGAGGGAUUCCACAGGACGUUUGCCGAUGAUACAUCAGUGAACGUCAUCAGUGAGACUGACCCAGUGUACGCCAUCGAGCUGCCCCCCCACAAACCCCCCUCCCAGGACAGCGGUGCCUUUAUCCUCGUCACUUGGGUCAACGUUGUACUUGCCGAGCCAGACAACAUUAGAUUUGGUGGUGUUUAUCAGAGUCAGGUGGUGAGAGAUGUCAGUUAUGUAGACCUACAAAAGCUACUGCUCAAAGAGAUGACCAACAUGGUCACCAACGAAACUCUGACUUCAGAACAAGAGAGUGGACUAUUCCUAAUCGGUGUCGAUGAUGGAGGAAGUUGUGUGGUCUGCCUGGACCCGGCUCUUGACGUGCCGCUGUUCCAUGAGAGUGUGGAGCAGGCGUUGGCACUCUGUGAACCUUCCGCAGGCCCCCCGCAUGUGAAGCUUAUCCUACAGUGGACAUCUGAAACCAAAGAAAAGUACAUUAUUGACGAUGUAGACCACAUGGAUGUGCACGCGAGUGUGAAGGACCUCAAGGAGAACCCACAGCAGUGUGCAUCUGUGUCACUACACCAGUGUUUACAGCUUCACACGUCGGCAGAAAAGCUUGGCUGUGGCGACGCAUGGCACUGCCCAACUUGUAACCGCAAGCAGCAGGUGGUGAAGAGACUCAUGCUUUGGUCGGCUCCACAGAUCCUUGUGAUACACCUCAAGCGCUUUAGACAGGGAACCUUACAGAGCAAUUCCUCCAAGCUGUCAACAACUGUCAAGUUCCCCCUGAUGGGCUUUGACAUCUCGGAACAUGUGGCCAGCCGGACGAGCGGCAAUAACACACAAAACAAUGUAGACUCUGGCGUACUAGGGGGAGUGUGGUCGCCCUGGAAGCGGCCAAAGCGAUACGUCCCCCACAAUGAGGAGAAUGUGUAUGACCUCUAUGCAGUAUGCAACCACCAUGGCAAGGACAUGCAAGGCGGACACUAUACAGCCGUGUGCAAAAACAGUGCGGAUGACAAGUGGUAUAAUUUUGAUGAUAGUAAAGUGGAAGUUACAGCGGAGGAGAAUGUGGUCACCCCAGACGCGUACAUUCUUUUCUACCAGCGCCGGAGUGAGUCGGGCCACAUCAACAACAGCUGUAGUGAAGGCGGGACCGAGCACUGGGCUUACCGCAUCCCUCUGUCUCACCUGCCGUCCACUCUAAUUCCUCAGUCCUUCAGUGAAAAGAAGGCUCCGCCACCAUUCGAGAGAGGACGGUCUUAUGGAACUCUGCCAGUGAAUGCCAGGACACAGAGACAGUCAUCAACAGAGCGUGAUCAUGCAUCAGACACGGAGGCACCGUUGGCUUCGCAUGAGGAAUCUCCCAUUCUGAAGAGGAGGUCAACCAACACAUUGCAUGAGGACGAAGACUCUCCCAGUGAUGAGGCACCCAAGUCCAACCUGAAGAUCGAAACCAUAAAGGUGGAAGUUCUGCCAACACAGAAUGGGGAUGUCAAUAUGGAGUGUGAAAACAGCAUCUCCAGUGCCCCUGACAGUGAUCAGGAAAUGCCAGAUGUUCAGAGGAAUUCUCCUGGAAAGACAGUCCUGAUUUCACGUUGCCAGGCUCUACGGGACCAGGAUAUGGAGGAAUCUGUUGAUGCAUCAAAACCAGAACCUCCUGUGAUGAAUGGGCAUGCUGAGCCAGAGGUUGCAGACAAGGCCACCCAGAAGUAUGAGGAUUCUCCCUUGCCUUCCCCUGAUAAGUGUGAGGACGACCCUAACCAUGAGGAGCAGACUCCAGAGGUCCGAAUCCACCCUGCCACUCCAGAGGUGCUUGCGGCUCACCAGGGCCACACUGCUCAAACGCAACCUAAGCGAAGCGUCAUCACCCUCACCCUCCGCCCAAGGAACCCCAGUGAAUCGUCCAGUGGUGGGACCCCUGAGCCACGUAUCAGGGUUGUGUCUCGGACGCCCAGCAUGGUUAGUUCCUGCAGUACGUCUAGUAAUGCGAGUGGUCCCAUAGUCAAUGGCGUAGAUUACAGCCACUUGAAUGGAAGUGUAGAAGAACCAAACAGAGACAAAAUCUACAGUGAAAGCAGCAAUGUAACACCAGAGGUCAGAAUUACUCCCAUUCCCAAGAACUUUGAGGCGCCCACAUCUCUUCUUCCCACCAGGAUGUCUACAAGAAGCACAAACACCAACAAGACCCCCAGCUUUGUGGUGAUCAACACCCCCACAGCCAGUCCGAGAGCACCCAGGCCUAAGACCCCAGUCAGCAAUGGCAUUAGCACGUCCCCAAGGCCACCCUUCGCUCCCAAAUAUCCCUCCAAACCAAGAGAGCCACCCAGUGACUCAUACAAGAAUCAGCGACCGAGUGUGAGCCGGAAGGAGAAUGGGGUGUUGUCAAGACAGGCCAUUGUCAGUGGGAGAAACAGCAAUGCUGUGCCUUCUGUGAGCUACUGCGGUCCAGUCAAAAACAACCUGAAUGGCAUGAGCACCAAACACAGUCGGUAUGAUCGCGUGGAAUCUAAGUUUAGCCGAGAGGGGAAGAGUGAAAGAGGCGAGUAUAUGAACAAGAGAGAGGACAGGUAUGACAGGGAGCACAGCAUGGACAGAGACAAUAGGUCAGACAGAGAUCACAAGUUCGAGAGAUGUUCACUGAAGGCAGAGAGAGAUGGAAAAUAUGACAGGGAUUCAAGAUUUGAGAGAGAACUGAAGUAUAAGAGAGACAGUCGGUAUGAGAAUGACCAUAGCAUAGACAGGGACCUCCCUUAUGAAAAAGAGAUCAGAUAUGAUAGGGAUUUCAAAUGUGAUAGGGACAGCAGAUAUGACAGAGAGUGUAUGUAUGACAGAGAUAUCAGAUGUGACAGGGACUACAAGUAUGAGCGUGAGAGCAAGUGUGACAGGGACUUCCUCUAUGACAGAGAUGCUCACUGCGACAGGGAAUACAAAUACAGUAGGGAUACAAAGUGUACCCGUGAUUUUAGCUAUGAUAGGGAUCUCCUUUACGAGAGAGACUCCAAAUUUGACCUGGACUACAGAUUUGACAGGGGAGACCCGUCCUGCGACCGAGACUACAAAUAUGAGGAUUCAAGGUAUGACCGAGACUACAAGUAUGAGAGGGAAGAGAGUAAGUGUAUCCAAGACUUCAAGUAUGACAGAGGAGAGAUGAAUGGGAGGAGGAGCAUAUGUAAAACUCCUGAGCAUUGCAUCUCUCAGGACUACCCUAAGGGGCUAACCAACACUGCCAACCCCCCGGUGAUAACCGAGUCCAGCGUAUGAUAGCGCCUGAAGUGCUGUAUGCACUUCUUACCAGAGUCAUUUACUUUUUAGUAAAUUGUCAUCUUUUUUUUUCUCUCUCUUUUUUUCCUUUUUUUUUUAUAUAAUUAUUGCAUAAGACCAAAGGUUUUAUGAACCAAGUGUGAUAUAAUUUAUUUACAAUUUCCACAGUGAUACUUAGAGAAGGACACCUGUCACUCUCCCUUUGUGGUUUAGCUGGGUGACAUGCAGCUUCUAUUGCUUGUGAAGAAAGCCUGCAGAAUAUUUUUCCUUCCUGGAAAUCUUUAUACUGUAUAUGUUUAUUAUCUUUUAUGCAAGUCUUUUAGCAUUUAAAGAUAUUCAGGUUGAAUACACAUUUUAUGAUGCACAUAAGCUUUUUCACAUGCACAUGCUGUUUAUACAUUCCAUAUUUGACAGAUUUCGUACAUAUAGAAAAUAUGUAAAUAAUUUUUACGGAGAAAUGUUUAUGAGAUUUUUUAUAAGAUGUGCCUAUGAUAAUUUUUUAUUUGUUUUGUUUUUUCCUAAAUUUGUUUAGUUUAUAGAGAAUUUUUUAAGUUAUUCCGAUUUUACAAGAUACGACUGUGGACUUUUUUUUAACCUGUAUAAAAAGGCAUCACUGGCAGCUCAAACCCAUUGAGUGUGUGUCUGUGCCAGUGACUGUAUGUAUUGUAUAAAGAGGAACCAAGUCACGACAGAAUUAGCAUAUUGGCGCUGGUUUCAAAUUGUCAGAUGUCAAAAUAUUUGGUUAUACAAAUAUUGCUAUAUUACUGAAGAGAGAGAGAUUGAGAGACCAAAUAAUCCUUAAAAAAGACUUUUAUCAUUGUAAAUGCAUUAUAAAAUUGCACAAAAUCUUUAUUAUAGAAAAAUUUAUUUCACUACAUGUAUCGACUAUGAAAUUUGUGUGUGUGUGGGUGACUGCAUUUGUUUUAUGUGUAUGUGUGCGAGUACGUGUUCAUCCAUGUUCAUAUCUAGUGUUUGUUCUGCCUCAAUGUUUGGCAUAAGCUGACUGUUUGUGUGGAAGUUUCUUCCUCCUCUUCUUGUUUUCUUUCUUUUUUCUUUUUUUUCUUUUUUUUUUUUUUUUGGAUAAAAGCAAAACUUGUUCAGUUGCCGAAUAGAAAAGAAAAACUUAAAGGAUAUAUAUAUAAUGUACAGUCCAAUUGUCUGAGUGUUUGGUGCAUUGGUAUAUAUUUACAAAAAAAAAAAAAAUAAUAACAGUUCUUCGAUAUUAGGCUUUUCUUUUGAUUCUGGCUGCUGUGAGCUUGAGAUUAUAAUUGCAUUGCAUUAUGGCUGCUAAGAUAUAUGACUGAUCGACUGAAUCCCCCGGAGGUAAUUUCAUUUUUUAACACGAAAAACAUAUCAGUUUUGUUAUUUUAUUGAAGGCACUUGAUUUGUAUAUAUUUGGUCAGAAUAAUAAUACAGUUGCUAAAUGACUUCGUUUCAUUUGUUGUAUAUAAUAUCCUCUUGUUUGUGUGUGUUACAGUUUUAUGUAUUUGGAGAAAUGACUUUUUAGUUCUGUUUUUGUUCACCUGAGGUUCCGAGUAAGUUGUGGGAGUUUAUAUCUUUAUAAAAGUUUAUUUUAUUAAAGUGAUUUGUAAAUGAAAGUGAUAAUAAAUAUGAGACUGUU